AUGGGCUUCUUCGCCGAAGAUUCAGGCCUAAUCGUCACCCAUCUCCUCUACAAGGCAGCCCUCGUCCUCGCCCUCCUCAGAUGCGCUCUCUCCUGGGCUCUCAAACUCUGGCCCACAGCCGCCUCGCCGCCUUCCCGCCGCCGCCCUUCUCCUCAACAGAUCAGAGACCGCCUCAUCCGCACCACCUUCGCCGACGUCCUGGAGAGGAGGGACCAGGACGAAACGGCGGCGUCUUGUGCCGUCUGCUUGAACCAGAUGAGUCCGGAGGACGAGGUGAGGGAGCUCCGCAACUGCUGCCACGUCUUCCACAGCGACUGCAUUCACAGGUGGAUCGAUCACGAAGUGGAUGAUGAUCAGGAGGAGGAAGGCGACGAGAGUAAUCACCGGACUUGCCCGCUCUGUAGGACGCCGCUGCUGACGGCGGCCCAGAGCGCGGCGUGGAGCGCGGCGGCGGAGCAGCAGCAGCAGCCCAGCUGGGCGGUGGAGAGAAUACUUUACCUUUUCGGGGAUGACCUGCUUGUCUCUUGA
Messenger RNA from Linum tenue, 528 nucleotides. Lineage: Eukaryota; Viridiplantae; Streptophyta; Magnoliopsida; Malpighiales; Linaceae. The record is from the annotation of a GenBank genome assembly.